AUGAGUGUGGGUCUCUUCCGGCUGUACGGGAUCCAGGAGCACCGGCCGACACAAGCGGUGGUGGCGUCCCGAGAGACUUUCGGCAACGGCUUCCCUGCGGGGUUCGCUGACAACUUCCCGACGAAGGAAUUCAUGGGGGACUUCACAAGUGUGACGAGUAACAAGGGAGGAAGAGUCAGAAGACAGGCCAGCAUCACCUCAGACAUCGAUAGCAUUCUGAAUGGCCCUUACGGCGGCGCCCUCGACAACGACCAUCUCCAGGCUCUCCUGCUGCGCGGUGCCAACAUCAGGUUUUCUUCACCUCCUCAGGGAUCCUUCCGCCCCCAGCAGGAGACUCGCUCUCCUGAUCUCCCAUCCCCUGAUCGUCCUUUCUCCCCAUCGUUCUUCCAGUCCCCUCGGUUCUCUCCUUCUCGCUUUACUCCUUCCAAUCCUCCCUUCCAUUCCCAGCCUCAAAAAAGGCAGGAGCCCUUCUCCUCUGAGUCCUUCACGGGACAACAGUUUGAUUCAUUUUCGGACAUUGACUCCUUCUUCGACUCGGCACGGCUGCCCCGCCAGCGGCGAGACGUGGCAGCAGCGGCAGCACCGAGGGACGACGCGGGGAGCGCGCAACACACCUUUGUGUCUCCUGAAGAAGGUUCGAGUCCAGAUUCAGUUACUAGCUUGCUUAGCCAGGACCGUGGGGUUGCCGGGCGUGAGCAGGCACAGCUUGACCAGGUGGGGGGCAGGCGGGAGCACAUCCUUGGGCAGACUUCCUCACACCCUUUCGCUGUGCCCUUUGUGGUGCCCAAUGCAUUUGAGCUUUUGGGCAUCAGGCGGCGUAAUGACAUCUCAGCGACAGCUCAGGAGCGGCAGGGGAGGCAGGUAGGCAUCAGUGACGCCAUUGACAACCUGCUAAGGUCACCGUACAAUGGCCGCAUGCCGACCUCACUGCACAGCCUCUUCAGGAGUGAGGACCGCCGAGUGGUGCGCAACCCUUCACCUCACCCAGGCCUCCCGUUCCAUUCGUUCACAGCGGUGGGCACUGACAACCCCUCGCUGGCUGCCGUGCGGCUGUUCCCAAAUGGCCAGCCACCACUACCUCCUCGAUCCCAUUUUGCCGUGACCCACCACGAGCAACCCCGCCUCUUCAGACGCACCCGGAGGGACGUCGGGCAGGGAGAUGAUGUGAACUUUUACUCUGAUGCCUACCACUUUAGGGCAGAGGCUGUGAAGCCCCGCAGGGCACGCCACCUCAUUCCUGAGGAAAGGUCUUUCCCACUCCCCGGGAAGGAGUUCGGGGAGAUCAUUGUUCAUUAUGAUUAUGGAGGCGAAGACCCAACAGAUGACUCUGGGCGGGUGGUGGCGCUGCACGACGAGGAGGUGGCGGCCCUCCUCUCACCCUUCACUGACAGACCCUCCGACCCAUCAAGCCCAAGGGAGAGGAAGCCCAGGCCUCACACCAGCCCGAGGAAGGUGAACCACAGGCCUCACCCCAGCCUGAGGGAGGAGAAGCCAAGACCCCACCCAGUUCUUGGGCAAGGAAUGCCCAGGCCUCGUCCUCGCCCUCACCCCAGCCACCCUGCACCCGCCAGGCCUCCCCCCCGUCAGCGCCACCGUCACCCCAAUCACAUACCUGCCUUCAAGCCCGGGCCGUCCCCUCCUGCCCACAUCCUGCCCCCGUCCUCAUCAAUCCGCGCCCCCAGACACGUGCUGUUGGAGAACCAGCGACUGCCCCGCGCCACCAGACAACUGGACAUUCCCUUGACCCGCAGAAUGCUCCUGCUGGAUGACUCGCUUGACCCUGUGCCAGAGAGCAGCAGUGGGUUCAUAGUGGGUAAACCAGCAGGCUUCCCAGAGUUUGCAUCCAUUGGUGGGUUUGGACCAAUGGAGGAUGUGGAUAAAACAGAUGUUGCUGGAAGCUUCAUGCAAACCAUCAACUUUCCAUCAGUGGACUUUGGGCCCAUUGAUGACAGCCACCCUCCCUUCCCCCAGACCCCCACCUUCCCCCAGACUCCCUCCUUCCCCCAACAGAAGACUCAAGAUGUGGAACUUGAUUCAGAUGUGGAAAAGACCAGGAGACGCCGAGCAGUGACAGAUGAGGAUGAGGAAGAACAAACGAACCCGUACCUUGCUUCACUAAUACCACACAAGCGAGUGCAUCGGGUUCAGACAGAGACCCACACCCCUCACAGCCGAAAGCCACGUGAGGAUACUGACAUGGAGACCUCCCCUGCUGAAAUCCCUCAGUACUUCAGCUCAGUCUCAAAUUUUGAAUUCCCACGCUUGCAACCCAGACACAGGCAGUCACCAGCCAUCAGCAGGUCAACACAUGUUACAAGUCAGUUCUCUAGUCAUUAUUCCCCUGCUGAGCUGAGAAGGGAGGACAGACAUCACCCACCUCACACUCAAGAUCCAGACUACACACAACCUGACGGACAAAGAUUCUACCCUUCAUUUAGUGGCCAUCAUAUUUCUCCACAAAUCUCACCCUCCUCCCGAGCUCCUUUCUUCCCCUCACGGCCCAUCCCACCCCAUGUUCCAGGGCCAAGAGGUAGUAGGUUUCUCACUAGGGGCGUAGGAUUCAGGGAACGACCCAACCCUACACCAAGGGACCCAGUGGGCUUCAGGGAGCUACAUCACCAGGGACCGCCAGUGAGAGAGACCUCCUCUCAUAUCACGCCUGAUGCAGCGUUCUCUGCUAGCCGCCGCCCCUUCCACCGGGAACAGGAACACUUUGGACAUGACAACUCCAUCCUGGGAUCGGGGAACUUUGAGGUGCUCCGUGGGGGAACCUUUUAUGAUCUGGAGGACACUAAUGGCCACCAGCACUAUGACCACCUCCUGCAUGGAGAUGACUUUGGCUUCUUCCCGGCUGUACGACCCCCAUCCCCUCCUCACACUAACUACGUGGAUGACUUCUUCUCCAACUUCAGGGACUUCUCAGAGUUCGCAAAGAGGAGAUCUGAUGAGGGAGAGUCAACCUACGUGGAAGAUGAGUACAACCCUGAGCCCUACAGCCGAGGGUACGGCUCAGAGCACAUACACCAGUUUGCUUUGUCCAAUGCAACACUUGAGGUGAUGAAUGUAACCCUCACCAAUGUCACAGAAACAAAUAUUAAGUCUGAGAAUACAAACUCCUUACCAGUGACAGAAGAAAAUACAACAGACAGACCUCACACAACAGUAACAGGACACACCCAGCAGACACAUAAACGACCCAACAACAUCCAAGAGGUGCUGGAGGAGGUGGACCCUCAUCCCAGUGACUACACUGCCAGCACUACUGCUGUUGAGGAGAAGGACCCCAUGAUAGCCAUGUUCUGAGACCUCCAUGUUCAUGUCACUUCCCAUUUGACUGACGGUUAUAAAUUAUAUGUAUCAAAGAAGACAAACUGUAAAUAUACUGUCUGUUUGCUAGUCUGUGUCCAUAGUUCAUAGAAGGAAAUGUGUGUGGGUGACUUAGUUUGUCAAACUCUUGGGUCUGUUACAAAAAUGUGAUGUAAUUAUUUCAGUAAACUAUCUAGCACCACAACAUUAUGUAAGUUGUACCUCUAUACUGGUGCAAAAUGUCUCAUUACAUAACACAAAGUGGUGUGUUAAGUGUGGAUUAAAUCACUGCUGUAUCAUAAUGUUACCUACGCCAUAAUGCUGCGUUGAGUGCUGCCCAAAACACUACAUUGUUAUUUUGUAUGUGAGAAUUCUGUGUCCUAUCAUCUCUCUCUUUUUCUCUCUCUCUGUGCUGGAGCUGGCCUCUCAGUGCACUGUUUACCACUAUCUUUAGGUUAUAGGUCAUAUUUUUAUACAAAUGCACACCCUAGAAUAGUAUGAAAAUACUGUAAACUAGAUAGUUAUGGGGAAGCUCUGUUAAUACCAUUCAUUAUUAUUAUUACAUAUCAUUGUUAUCUUCCUUAUCAUCAUUACUGCUAUUUUUAUUAUCAUUAUUAUUAUUAUUAUUAUUAUUAUUAUUAUUAUCAUUAUUAUUAUUAUUAUUGGGGGAGGAGAUGAGAGAAACACAGGUAUUUGGAUGUUCAACACCUGUGUUUCUCUUACCUUCUCCCCCAAUCUGUUUGAAUGUCUGAACAUUAUUAUUAUUAUUAUUAUUAUUAUUAUUAUUAUUAUUACUAUUACUGGGAGAAGGAAAUAUAUUUUUACCAUCUAUGAAGCUAAGUGUGCACUGAAAACACUUUCAUAAUUAACAAACUGAUGUAAUUUCACACUACAAAAGAAUAGGAUUGGAAAACAUGACUGUUGAGCUACUUUUCUAUAACAGAUUGCCUGAAGAAAAAAAAAAAAUAAUGUAGUCUAAUGUUCUAAGAAAAAACUUAUUCACUCCAACAAAAUAACACUGCUGAAAAUGUUACGAUGCUUAAAUCGUUUAAAUGUACCGAAGGAAUACAAGUAAAUGAAUGCCAAAAUUACACACAUUCAUCUUAAUUCUUUGCCCUAUUUGUUUAUUCACACCUGUGCACACUAGUUAAUUACCUCACCUAGGAUUGUGUUUACAUGAGUGGAGCACGUAAUACUGGUUCUCAGAUUGUUCUCAUGUGUAUAUACGCAUUAUGCCAAUAAAGAAUCAUAUGCGCACAA
This is a messenger RNA of Scylla paramamosain (green mud crab), 4566 nucleotides long. RefSeq lists its product as uncharacterized. NCBI's taxonomy places the organism in Eukaryota, Metazoa, Arthropoda, Malacostraca, Decapoda, Portunidae. Bases 1 to 3303 code for a protein of 1100 amino acids. The transcript has 9 exons. The record is from RefSeq and is a predicted model, not a curated record.